AUGGAUUCUCAAAUUAACUCUUUUACCCCUAGGCAAAAAGCACGGUCACGAGAAUCUAUUAAUAAUGAUUCUACAGAGUCUGAGAAGGAGACUUCAUCCAGAUCCCGGCAUCAUAGACAACCGGUUGAUGUUGACAAUAACCUUAAUGCUAUCAAGAUGCGCAUCCCAGAAUUUAAAGGCAGAAGUGAUCCUGCGGCGUACCUGGAAUGGGAACGCAAGGUAGAGCUCUUAUUUCAAUGUCAUAACUACUCUGAUGUCAAAAAGGUAAGACUAGCGGCUGUAGAAUUCUCAGAUUAUGCCCUUGUCUGGUGGGCCGAGCUGGACAAACAGAGGAGGAGGAAUGGAAAAUCACCAAUUCUGUCUUGGGAAAAGAUGAAGAAGGUCAUGCGACAACGGUUUGUCCCUCCUUACUAUUACAGGGAACUACAUCAACGGCUCCAACGGUUAUACCAAGGUUCUAAGUCUGUAGAUGAGUAUCAUAAGGAAAUGGAGAUGCUGCUAAUCCAAGCAAACAUUGAGGAGGAGUCUGAGGCUACUAUGGCACGUUUUUUGGGUGGGCUGAACCGAGACAUUGCAAAUACUGUAGAACAUCUUCCAUUUGUGACUAUGGAAGACUUGGUGAACCUAGCUAUCAAAGUGGAAAAACAGCAAAAGGCGAAAGGGCUACAAAAUUCUACUUCAAGGUGGGAUUCGAGAGGUGCUAAUUUCAGGGAGAAGAUUGGAUCCAAACCUACCGAAUCAAAGGAGAAGCCCACAGAGCAGCACAGGAAGCCGCACACACCUAAUUCCACUUCUAAACCUCCUACACGGCAUCGUGAUAUUACCUGCUUUAAGUGCCGCGGAUUAGGCCAUUAUGCUUCUGAGUGUCCAAAUAAAAGGACCAUGGUAAUUAAGGCAAAUGAUAUUUUCUCAGAAUCUGAUAAUUCAGAUGGGUAUGAAGACAUGCCACAUGCGGAUGAUGCUACAGAUAAUGAAGAUAUAGUUGAGUAUGCUGUUAGUGGCGAGACCCUUGUUACUAGGCGGAUCUUAAAUGUACAAGCCAAGGAUGAUCGUCUAGAACAGCGAGAGAACAUCUUUCAUACAAAAGUUUUAUUGGGAGGUAAGGUUGGACUCAUGAUCAUUGAUGCUGGAAGUCAUACAAACGUUGCUAGCUCUACUUUGAUCACAAAAUUGGUGAAAUGCACCAAACACCCUAACCCUUACAAACUGGAGUGGCUAAGUGAUGUUGGUGAGUUGAAGGUUAUGAAGCAAGCCCGCAUACAAUUCUCUAUUGGGAGAUACAGUGACGAGGUACUUUAUGACGUGGUUCCCAUGCAGGCUUGUCAUCUACUCCUAGGCCGUCCAUGGCAGUAUGAUAGGAAGGUGGUCCAUGAUGGUUUCACAAACCGAUACUCCUUCACUUAUCUUGGGAAGAAGAUUACUCUUGUACCUUUGACACCUAAAGAAGUGUACCUGGAGCAACUGAGCAUGCGCAAAUCUACUAAAGAGUCUUUAGGAUGUGAGAAAAUAGAAAAACAAGAGGGUAAAGAGAGGGCUUUGAGAGAUGAAACGUGUGAGAAAAAGAGUCAGGGUCUGAGUGAAAAAGAGAGUUCUAAAAGAGAAGCAUCUGUGGAGAGAUUUGGCGAUGUAUUUCCGGAUGAGAUGCCCUCAGGUUUACCGCCAUUACGAGGCAUUGAAUAUCAGAUUGACUUUGUCCCCGGAUCAAGCAUUCCUAACCGGCCAGCUUACCGGACCAAUCCUGAGGAGACGAAGGAACUGCAACGGCAAGUCGAGGACCUUUUGGCUAAGGGUUUUGUGAGAGAAAGCAUGAGUCCUUGUGUUGUUCCGAGCGAGAAGGUGAAGGCUAUUAGAGAAGGCCCAACACCUCAGAGUGUCUCUGAUGUUAGAAGUUUUCAUGGUCUUGCGGGUUUUUAUCGGAGGUUUGUUAAAGAUUUUUCUACUAUUGCUGCACCUUUAACUGAAAUCAUCAAGAAACAUAUCACCUUUAAAUGGGAUAAAGAACAAGAACUUGCCUUUAACACCUUAAAAGAAUUAUUGUGUUCUGCCCCCAUUCUUAUUUUACCAGAUUUUUCUAAAACCUUUGAAAUCGAAUGUGAUGCUUCCGAGAGUAUUAGUCCCGAUUCGUUCUUCCCUAGGAAUGCUACAAAAAUGCAUGCUAUUGGUUAA
Molecule: messenger RNA, 2166 nt
Organism: Arachis stenosperma
Lineage: Eukaryota; Viridiplantae; Streptophyta; Magnoliopsida; Fabales; Fabaceae
Exons: 3
Coding region: 1-2166 (721 amino acids)
Molecular function (GO): zinc ion binding; nucleic acid binding
Source: RefSeq, a predicted model, not a curated record